UACCCGAAACCCAAGCUGCAGGACACCAGAAGCCUCUACAGGGGAUAUUUUUAGUGUUCAUCAAGGUACACUGGUGUAUGGAAGCAAAAUAGUUUGAAAGGCUAGCUAGUUAAACUUCUAAAGAGAAGAAUAAAAAUUUAACUUGAAUUGAAUAAGAAGUUGGAAGACAAGUUCCUUUGUCUUCUCAUUUUUAAUUUCAUGUUUGCCCUUUCUGCAACACAAUAUUCCUUUUGCUCAAAAGAUAGAUUGAAAAAUUAUAGUACAUCACUAGAAAUCUGGAACACUCCAAUUAUGGCCAGUCUCGGAAUAUCCGUCCAGAAAUAUCUUACCAUUUCAUCUUCACUUUGCAGAAAAUGCUUUUUACUUUUACCCGCACGUAGCUAUUGAAAACUGCAACAGCUUGACAGGGUGACAUCCGCCCUCCCACAUGUCACUCUCUAGCCAUGUCCAAGACUGGUAUGAGUUACUUCCAUGCAAUCAAUCAUCCACUUUUGACUUUGAUUUGCAGAAGAGUGAGGAGAAACGAAUAUUACAGGAAAAAGAAAAGGAAAGGAAAGUAACAUUAGAUAAGAGAAUGGCUCCCAAGCGUCGAGCAAAUGUUGUAGUGAGAUCUACUAAGAAAAUUGUUCAAGAAACUGUUCAAGUAGCUGUAGUUCAACAACCAGAGGGAGACCGUGGUGAACAAGAACCAAUGAAGACGGUUCCUGUUGAAGACAUAGCGUACGACGAAGAAAGGAUAAUAACUGAAAUUUCUGUUGAAGGGUUAAGCAAAGACAAAGCGCAAAAAGAACCGCACACAGUUCAAAUUCCAGUGGAAGCGCCAGGCAAAAACAAAGUGCAAAAAGGACAGGAGCCAGAGCAAGUUCCUACUGAAGAACCAAGCAAAGACAAAGCGCAAAAAGAACCUGCGAAAGAACCAGGCAAUGAGCCCUCCAUAGCCUCAGAAGAAGCAAGCGAAGAAGCAAGCAAAGCUUUGGAAGUAGAAGAGCCUCCACUAAAGAAAGAAGCUGAAAGGAAGGAAAAGACAGGGGCCCAAGAAGGAGAAGAGAAAAAAGACGAAAAGAACGGGGAGACUCGAGAAGGGAAAGAGAGCAAUGAAAACCGCAAGAGAAAGAGAGGGAAGAGAAAAGAAUUCGAUGGCAAUGAAGCGUACAAGACAUACGUGUUCAGGAUACUAAAGCAGGUUCAUCCAGGGAUGGCGAUUUCCUCCAAGGCAAUGUCAGUGAUUAACAGCCUGAUCAAUGGCAUGUUCGAGAGGAUUGCAGAUGAGGCGACCAAGCUCUCCAAGUACAACGAAAGAAGGACACUGUCUCCAAGGGAGAUUCAAGGGGCGGUGAGAUUAGUUUUGCCUGGAGAGCUCGGAAAACAUGCUGUGGCAGAAGGCAGUAAAGCUGUCACUAACUACGCAUCCUACAAUGGGAAACGGCCCAAGUUGAAUUAACUAUUGCUGGUUUUUUUACUUUGUUGUAAUGUAAUUAACAGCAUAACCACUCUUCUAGGAUGCUGCUAGAUUUUAGGUUUGAUGUUCCUUGCUGGCCCCUUUGCAUUUUGUUUUUGUACCAUAAUCGAAAGGGGGUUGUAAUUGUCAGUUUGUGGCCAGUUUGGUUGGGUUUCUACGAAGCCUUCAGUUUGUUGUUUUGCUGUCUGGUACAUGUCCCUUGUGAGUGGACAUGCUUUCUACUGCUGCUUCUACGCUACUUUUUA
Molecule: messenger RNA, 1704 nt
Organism: Theobroma cacao (cacao)
Lineage: Eukaryota; Viridiplantae; Streptophyta; Magnoliopsida; Malvales; Malvaceae
Cellular component (GO): nucleosome
Molecular function (GO): structural constituent of chromatin; DNA binding; protein heterodimerization activity
Source: RefSeq, a predicted model, not a curated record